CGUAAUUUACGGAUCAAAUUUAUAGUACAAUAAUUAUUUUAGUUUUGAAAUUUCUAUAAGUAAAUAGAUUUAAAUUUAUUUAGUAGAAACCUCUUACUGUAAAUAUCGUUUUUUUACCUCAAGAACUUUUUUAUAUUUACACAAUAAUAAAGUCCACAUAAAAAGGAAAAUACAAUUUUCAAUUUUAUAAAAAAAAUUACAAAAAAAAAAAAAUGGCAAAAUCGAUAAAAUUGCUGAUUAGUGCUUUUAUUGCGAUUAUUUUAACAAAAGAAAUUAAAUGCAAUAUAGACAUUAGUAAUUUCGAUUUAAAUAGUAUUAAAGAUGUAAAUGUUACAGAGCAACUAGCCAAUAUUAAUAUAACACAAAGAAUCGAUGACACAAAAAGAUUACUAGAAGAAAAAUGUAAAAAGGUGUCUAAUGAUCCUGAUGCCUUUAAUAAUAUUCAAGAAGGUGGGACUAAAUUGUAUGAAUGUAUGACACAUAUUGUAAAUGUAACUAAAAUUCAAGAGGAAAUUGAAGAAGCUCGCCCACAUGGACGUUUAGAUGAGGUUUUUAACAAAUACUGUAAAAAAAGACCAGAAGCUAUGCAAUGUUUUGAAGAAUUUGAAACUACGUUAAAACCAUGCAUGGAUGAAGAAGAAAAAGGCCAUUAUGAAACAUUAAUGAGAAUAUUUAAAAGUAUACUAAAUUUUGUAUGUUAUAAGGGAGGAGAUCAGAUUGCAUUGUUUAUUGCUGAAAAAGGUCCAGAAUGUUUGAAUGCUAGCAAGGAGGAAAUUGGAAAAUGCUUGAAUAACACAUUUGGAGGAUACAUACCAAAAGAAGGUUUCGAAUCUUUAGAAACUUUGCCAAAAUUUGUUAUCGGGCCAAAACAAUGUGAUGAUAUUCAAGCUUUUGAAAAAUGCACUGUGAAAGUACUUGAAAAAUGUGAAGAUAUUACUCCUGCCAAUAUUAUUGAAUCCAUGUUCAAAUUUAUAAAAAAUGAAACAGUAUGUGCUACACCAAAAAGUAGUGCUCAACUAGGUGGAAAUAGUGCAAACACUUUAGUAAGCAAUGCGAGAAUAACUCUUCUUUUAGGGAUGAUUUUUACGAUUUUAUAUAACUAUUUUUAAAAAUCAAUUGAAAACCACAAAAUAUAAUAUAAUUGUAAUUUAAUUGAAAUACAAUAAAUAAUUUGUAUGUACUUGAAUUUGUAAUGAUAUUGUGGGUUUGUUAAAUAUGUGUUUAGAAAAUAAGCCAAAAUUAUAAAUGAGCAAAUAAAAGUGGGAAAAUAUGAUAUUUACUGUAAUAUACUUAAUUGUAAGAAAAUCAAUUUCUUUUAUUUAUAAAAAAGCUUUUUUAUGAUUUUAAUUUUGAUUUAAAUAAUUAUUGAAAAAUGGAGAUGAAUACCGGUUUCCAGAAAAAAAAAAGCAAAUAGAAUUACUGUAACAAAUCUUAAUUAAGGCAAUUUUUAAAUAAAAAUAUAAAAAAACUAUAUUUGAAUUAAUCAAAUUAAUGUUCCCAAACAAAUUUUUUAUAAUUCAUUAUUUAAUGUAUUCAUAAAA
This is a messenger RNA of Condylostylus longicornis, 1541 nucleotides long. RefSeq names its product 27 kDa hemolymph glycoprotein-like. Bases 213 to 1109 code for a protein of 298 amino acids. The record is from RefSeq and is a predicted model, not a curated record. Lineage: Eukaryota; Metazoa; Arthropoda; Insecta; Diptera; Dolichopodidae. The transcript is spliced from 2 exons.